This is a messenger RNA of Rattus norvegicus (Norway rat), 1758 nucleotides long. The record is from RefSeq and is a predicted model, not a curated record. Lineage: Eukaryota; Metazoa; Chordata; Mammalia; Rodentia; Muridae.
UAGUGUUUAGCCUUUGGACCGCUAACCUCGCUGCUGGCUCAUGACAGCUUAUCCUUACUGUACCAUCUCUCUGAACCUGUGAGCUGUUCCACAGUACUACUCUAGAACCGGAAAAGAAAAGUCAAGGACUACCCUGGAUGGGAGCGAUCUAGUUUGACGCCGAGUUCCGACGCUUUGCAUUACCCCGCACUUCAGUGAGAGGCUUUCAGGAGUUCUCGCGGUUGCUGUGUGUGGUACACCAGAUCCCUGGCCUGGAUGUGCUGCUUGGCUAUACGGAUGCUCACGGUGACUUGCUGCCCCUCACCAAUGAUGACAGUUUGCACCGGGCCUUGGCCAGCGGGCCCCCACCUCUGCGCCUGUUGGUCCAGAAACGGGCAGAAGGUGACUCGAGUGGCCUGGCUUUUGCCUCCAACUCUCUACAGAGGCGCAAGAAAGGGCUCCUGCUACGACCAGUGGCACCUCUGCGCACCAGGCCACCCUUGUUAAUCAGCUUGCCCCAAGAUUUCCGCCAGGUGUCUUCAGUUAUAGACGUGGACCUACUACCUGAGACCCAUCGACGUGUGAGACUGCACAAACAUGGCUCAGACCGUCCCCUGGGCUUCUACAUUCGAGAUGGCAUGAGUGUUCGUGUGGCUCCUCAGGGUCUGGAGCGGGUACCUGGGAUCUUCAUCUCCCGCCUGGUCCGUGGGGGCCUGGCUGAGAGCACAGGGCUGCUGGCGGUCAGUGAUGAGAUCCUCGAGGUCAACGGCAUUGAGGUGGCCGGGAAGACCUUGGACCAAGUGACGGACAUGAUGGUUGCCAACAGCCAUAACCUCAUUGUCACUGUCAAGCCUGCCAACCAGCGUAAUAAUGUGGUACGAGGGGCAUCUGGGCGUCUGACAGGGCCUUCUUCUGUAGGGCCUGGGCCUACUGAUCCUGACAGUGACGAUGACAACAGUGACCCGGUCAUUGAAAAUCGCCACCCUCCCUGUUCUAAUGGGCUGUCUCAGGGACCCCUGUGCUGGGACCUGCAACCUGGCUGCCUACUUCCUAGUGCUGGCAGCUCUCUGCCCUCCUUGGAUAGCAGAGAGCAAGCCAAUUCUGGCUGGGGGAAUGGCAUGCGAGGUGAUGUUAGUGGAUUCAGCCUUUGACAGGCAAAGGUGCAGCCUUUGUCACUGCUGCCCGGACUUUCCAGUUGGGGAGGGAGAUUAGCUUGCUCACAGAGCCCGCUCAACCUGGUGAACAUUAAAGGUUUUCUACAAAUGUAGACAUGGUCCUUUUGUGUUCCAGCCCCAACCUCUUCUGACCCUGUAAGUCAGCCUUCUUCUGUGGGCACAAGACAGGAAGGAUAAUAAGAGCAUGGGAGAGACCUUCCUUUGAUGAUGCAGCAGGAGGCCCACUGGGCUUGGCAUUUUUAAGACAGCUCCUAUGGAACACAGCCACUGUGUACAAACGGUUUAAUUUUGACAGAGAAGUUGGGAGGCUGGUGGCUCUUCUGCAGCCACUGGUAACUACGAAGUGCUUUCGAUUCUGCCCACCCCAAUGCUUUGGAGCUAUAACAGGGCUUGAGUCUGCCCUUUGCAGCCAUGAGCUGAUCCUAAACAUGGAUCUCCCUAUUAAUCUACCCACAAAGGGGGGGAGGGGCUAGGUAUCCAUCUUCACAAAGACUUUGGGUCGGGAAAAGAUCUUGAUAGCCUCUUCUAUUUGCACCAACUUCCGGUCCAGUUCUGCACGGUAACCCUGAGCUCUCAGAGAGUCUGCCCCAGCAGGUAACAGCAC